AUGUAUCGAAGUGACUCGGAACUGGCUAUGUCAAUCGGACAUAUCGGAAAGGCACCGCUUCGAUACCGGUUCCCAAUUCGACGUCCUCCGCCGAUCUAUCCGUAUCACAAUGCCCCGUAUCACGAGUUGAUUGCGCCGGCACCCGGAGCUAUGUACUACGGUCCGUACUAUGGUGUUUCACCCGGCUAUGUACCACCAUAUGUUGGUUAUCGAGGAAUGGUGCCAGCCGGCCGUCUGCUGGGAGCAGACGAAGUGAUUAAUCCAUCUCUGAGACCGUAUCCAAAUUUCAAUGUGUUUGAAGAUUGUGAACGGCUUCAUCAGGCGAUGAAAGGUUACGGUGUGGACGAGAAAGCCAUUAUUGAUGUGAUUGGGAAUCGUUCGGUUGAUCAACGUCUUCGAAUUGUUGAACACUACCGUCUGAUGUACGGAAAAGAUUUGGUAAAGGAGUUCCGCACAGUAUUGAGUGGACACUUCUUUGACUGCAUUGAAGCUUUGUUGUUCCCUCCACAAGAUCUGGAUGCGGUUGAGUUACGCAAAGCUAUUCGUGGUGCCGGAACGGACGAAGAUACUCUGAUUGAGAUCCUGUACACAAGAUCUAACGCGCAAAUUAAGCUGAUCAAAGAAGCAUACAAACGAAUCUUCCUUGGGCGCGAUUUGGAAACCGAUAUUCGAAACAGCACAUGCGGACAUUUCCGAGCAUUCCUUCUCACCCAGCUGGAGAAUGUACGAGACGAGAGCGAAACAGUUGAUUGGAAUUUGGCCCAUGAUGAUGCAGUCAAACUCUUUGAGGCUGCUGACAAAAGAAAUGUUUCUGUGCAACAACAACUGUUGGAUUUACUUUCGACUCGAUCUCCGGCUCAUAUGCGUUGCGUGUUUGAUGCGUAUGCCCGAGUGGCCAAUAAAGAGAUCGAAGUGGCUAUGGAAUCACAUGUAAGCGGAGAACUACUGCGCUCCUAUGUGGGUCUAAUUUAUCCGUUUUUCCACUCUCCUUAUCCGGAGCUAAUCCCUGCAUCACCGGCCGGUCGUUAUAUUGGACCUUUCUAUGGAGUAAACCCUACCUAUGUACCACCCCAUGUGGGUUACAAAGGCAUCGUUCACGGUGGUCGUAUUCUUGGAAUGGAUGAAGUGUAUGAGCCAACUCUAAGACCCUUUCCCCGGUUCGAUGUUGUUCAAGAUUGCGAACGGUUGAACAAAGCAAUGAAGGGGUUCGGGACCAACGAAAAAACAAUCAUCGAUAUCAUGGGUCACCGUUCGGUUGAUCAGCGCACACGAAUAGUGGAUCACUACAAACUGAUGUUCUCUAAAGACCUAAUGGCUGAAUUCAAAUCGGAACUGAGUGGCUAUUUUCUCCAGUGUGUUGAGGUAUUGUGCCAUUCAGCGGAGGACGUGGACGCCAUUGAGUUGCGCAAAGCUAUUCGCGGGCACUCAACAGAUGAGGAUACUCUGCUGGAAAUCCUGUGCACCCGUUCAAACGCCCAAGUUCAACGAAUUAAAGAGGCAUACAACAAGAUCUUCUUUGGCCGUGAUUUGGUUGUGGACAUUAGGAAUGACACCUUUGGACACUUCAAACAGCUGCUUAUCAAUCAGUGUAGUUCUGAACGCAGUGAGAGCCAGCAGAUUGACAGAAAUUUGGCGCAAAAGGAUGCACAACGCCUGUUUGAUGCCAGCGAGAAACGUCUAGCUAACACAGAAUCACAGUUGAAUGAAUUGCUAUGCACCAGAUCUUUCUUGCAUAUGCGAUUUGUUUUUGAGGCAUUUGCUCGCCUGGCUAGCUGUGAGAUUGAAGAUGCUCUGAAGAAAGCCCUGACGGGAGACCUUCUCAAUUCAUACUUGGGUCUGAUUCGGAUGAUUAGGAACAAGCCGAACUAUUUCGCUGAACGGCUCCGUCAAUCCAUGAAGGGUCUUGGCACAAACGACACCAUGUUAAUCCGAUUGGUUGUUACUCGUUGCGAAUUGGACAUGGGUCGAAUCAAGCAUGAGUUCGCCUUGGAAAAUAACAAAUCUCUUGCAAGAUGGAUUGUGGAGGACACAUCUGGGGACUACCGCAAACUGCUGCUGGCUUUAAUCAACGAAGAAGACAAAUAA
Molecule: messenger RNA, 2085 nt
Organism: Echinostoma caproni
Lineage: Eukaryota; Metazoa; Platyhelminthes; Trematoda; Plagiorchiida; Echinostomatidae
Source: the annotation of a GenBank genome assembly